Molecule: messenger RNA, 619 nt
Organism: Arachis ipaensis
Lineage: Eukaryota; Viridiplantae; Streptophyta; Magnoliopsida; Fabales; Fabaceae
Source: RefSeq, a predicted model, not a curated record
CGUUUAGGGCAAAAUCUCAGUCUCCCCAUUUCUGAACCCUAACACUAGUGCCUGAAGCAUGAGCGAUCCUGAGCAAUCUUCAACCUCUAACACACGCCGUGUCUGGAGGAAGAAUUUGAUGGGUUUGAGUAGCAAUGCAAGUGAGGGCAAGAAGGCCAAGUUCCAGCACCCUAAAUGCAAGUGUGGCACCUAUGCAGUCAUGCAACAGUCUGGAACAGCCAAGAACCCAGACAGAAUUUUCCUGGGUUGUUCCAACUAUGGUAUGGAGCAACGUCACUGCAACUUUUUUGUUUGGCUGGACGAGCUGAUUGCUAAACGUUCUGGCAAUGAAGAUGACAAUGACAUUCAAGGAAGAAUGAUGUUGAUGGAGAAAAGGUUGGAGCAACUGGAAUUCAAGAUUGAAGAUGAAUAUGAAGCAAAAUCAAAAAAAUGUAGUAAUAGCCAUAGUGUGUUUGUUAUGCUGGCAAUGUUAAUUGUGUUAACAGCAGUUGUGUUUGUAGUGUUUUAGGGUAUAUUGUGUUGCUUUAAGUGAUGCAUGGAUAUCUGUUGAGAUUUGGGUUAAUUUGCUCUGUAAUUGUAGAUUCUAAAUGAAUUGAAUGUGAAUUUUUCUUUGUUAUAA